GGCGGGGCUCAACCACUUCCCAGGGGCCGCGCCGCCGCCGGGCAGAAGCGGUAGCGGAAGCGGCGCGGAAUCACCGGGGCCUGUAGGCUUGGAAAGGCAUCGAGCCGCCACCUGAUCGCAGGCUGCGUUGUGUCAUCGGUUCCGCAGGCGCUAUGAGCCAGGACACCGAGGUGGAUAUGAAGGAGGUGGAGCUGAAUGAGCUAGAACCGGAGAAGCAGCCGAUGAACGCGGCGUCGGAGGCGGCCAUGGCCAUGGCGGUGGCGGGCGCCGAGAAAAACGGUCUGGUGAAGAUCAAGGUGGCCGAAGACGAGGCGGAGACGGCGGCCGCGGCCAAGUUCACUGGCCUGUCCAAGGAGGAGCUGCUGAAGGUGGCGGGCAGCCCCGCCUGGGUGCGCACCCGCUGGGCGCUGCUGGUGCUCUUCUGGCUCGGCUGGCUCGGCAUGCUGGCGGGCGCCGUGGUCAUCAUCGUGCGGGCGCCGCGCUGUCGCGAGCUGCCCGUCCAGCGGUGGUGGCACACGGGCGCCCUCUACCGCAUUGGCGACCUUCAGGCCUUCCAGGGCCGCGACUCGGGCAACCUAGCCGGUCUGAAGGGGCAUCUUGACUACCUGAGCACUCUGAAGGUGAGGGGCUUUGUGCUGGGCCCAAUUCACAAGAACCAGAAGGAUGAUGUCGCUGAGACCGACUUGCUACAGAUCGACCCCAGUCUUGGCUCCAAGGAAGAUUUUGGCAGUCUCCUGCAAUCGGCCAAGAAAAAGAGUAGGUGUCCUGGGCUUCCCAAGGAAGCAGCUACUAAGGGCUUGGCCUUCUGGCCAGAGGAAGAGCAAGAUAGGACAUUUGUCUGGUUUACUCCUAACUGGCUCAGUUUUCCUAGGGCAGGUACAAGGGAAAAUGCUCUGGAGUUUUGGCUGCAAGCUGGUGUGGACGGGUUCCAGGUUCGGGACGUGGAGAAACUGGCGAAUGCAUCCUCAUUCUUGUCUGAGUGGCAGAACAUCACCAAGAGCUUUGGCGAAGAUAGGCUCUUGAUUGCAGGGACUGACUCCUCCAGCCUUCAGCAGAUCUUGAGCCUACUUGAAUCCACCAAAGACCUGCUGUUGACUAACUCAUACCUGUCAAAGUCCGAUUUCACUGGGGAGCGAACAAAAGCCCUAGUCACCGAGUAUUUGGAUACCAUUGGCAGUCACUGGUGCAGCUGGAGUUUGUCCCAGGCGGGGCUCAUGACUUCCUUCUUGCCGGCUCAGCUCCUCCGACUCUACCAGCUGCUGUUCUUCACCCUGCCAGGGACCCCCAUUUUCAGUUAUGGGGAUGAGAUUGGCCUGCAGACAGCUGCCCUUCCUGGACAGCCUGUGGAGGCCCCAGUCAUGCUGUGGGAUGAGUCCAGCCUCCCGAACAUGCCAGAGUCCAUAAGCGCCAAUGUGACUGUGAAGGGCCAGAAUGAAGACCCUGGCUCCCUACUUUCCCUGUUCCGGCGGCUGAGUGACCAGCGGAGUAAGGAGCGCUCCCUGCUGCAUGGGGACUUCCAUGCCCUGUCCUCUGGGCCUGGACUCUUUUCCUACAUCCGCCACUGGGACCAGAAUGAACGUUUCCUGGUGGUGCUCAACUUUGGGGGUGUGAACCUCUCAGUAAAGCUGGGGCCCUCCAACCUGCCUGCCAGCGCCGGCCUGCCAGCCAGGGCUAACCUCCUGCUCAGCACCCGGCCAGGCCGUGAGGAGGGCGCCUCCCUUGAGCUGGAACACCUGAACCUGGAGCCUCACGAAGGGCUGCUGCUCCACUUCCCCUACGUGGCCUGACCGGGACCCACUACCCUUGCCCUCCCCUCCCCAUCCCAGGCCCUUUGGGUUCUGGUUUUUUUCUUCCUAUAUUUUUUUAACUGUUGCAGAUUACAGAUGAACCCCAAAUAGGGUGUUUUCUGCCUUCAAAUAAAAGCCACCCCUGCCUGG
Molecule: messenger RNA, 1937 nt
Organism: Propithecus coquereli (Coquerel's sifaka)
Lineage: Eukaryota; Metazoa; Chordata; Mammalia; Primates; Indriidae
Gene: SLC3A2
Product: solute carrier family 3 (amino acid transporter heavy chain), member 2
Exons: 8
Coding region: 153-1787 (544 amino acids)
Biological process (GO): amino acid transport; carbohydrate metabolic process
Source: RefSeq, a predicted model, not a curated record